AUGGUCACCAACUUCCAGUCGCACUACAUCCCCAACACCCUCGCCGAACAGGACGAGCUGCUGGCCGCAGUCGGCCUCAGCAGCGUCGAUGAGCUGUUCUCGGACAUACCCGAUGAUUACAGAAACCCUCCGCUGCGACUCCCUGACCCCAUGUCGGAGUUGGAGAUUCAGCGGGAACUCGGAGAGAUCGCCGGGCGAAAUCGCUCGUUGGUCAGUGGACCGUCAUUCCUGGGCGCGGGCAGCUACUACCACUUCAUUCCUGCUAUCGUGAAGGCGGUCAUGACCCGUGGCGAAUUUCUGACGGCGUACACGCCCUACCAGCCUGAGGUGUCCCAGGGCACCUUGCAGGUCAUCUUCGAGUUCCAAACCAUGAUCAGUUCCCUCUACGGCAUGGAAGUCGCCAACGCCGGCAUGUACGACGGCGCCACCAGUCUCGCCGAGGCGGUUCUGAUGGCCUGCCGGGUGACGCGCCGGCAGCAGGUCGUCGUCAGCGACACGGUCGCGCCGGCCUACCGCCAGGUGAUUGCCACCUACUGCCAGGCCCAGGGGAUUGCCAUCGACAUCGUCGCAACCGCCGAUGUCGGCGCGAGCGUAACGGAAGCAACCGCCGGCGUGGUGGCGCAAUACCCAAUUUCUACGGCGGGCUGGACGACCUUGCCGGCCUCGCUGCCACUGCCCACGAUGACGGAGCCUUGCUGGUGGUAUCGGCCGACCCGUUGGCAAUGGGAAUGCUCAGGCCCCCGGGAGAAUUCGGCGCGGACAUCGUGA
Messenger RNA from Geodia barretti, 768 nucleotides. NCBI's taxonomy places the organism in Eukaryota, Metazoa, Porifera, Demospongiae, Tetractinellida, Geodiidae. The record is from the annotation of a GenBank genome assembly.